AUGGCCCGCUGGCCGCUGUGCUCCUUCCUGCUGAGUCUGGUUCUGAUGACCCGGGCUCUGGAGCAGGAGGAGCUGCUCCUCUUCGGAGCUGCAGCCGGAGACCAGGAGGUGCCGCCCGGCUCCGACUCCACCGCGAAGCUGCGUCUGGACGGAGAAGUUCUGUUCUUCAAGAAGAGUUACAGUCAGGAUCUCUAUAUCAACACGAACGGCUUUGUGUCGGGGGUGGAGCCUCCAGCCGAGAGCGUGUACCUGGGCAAGAUGCCCGCCAGCUUCCCCAUGAUCGCCGCCCUGCUGGGCGACCUGGACAACAGCGACGGACGAGGGUCGGUCUUCUACCGGCAGGACAGAAGCCCGGCGGUGCUGAGGCGAGCCGCCGAGCACAUCACACGAGCUUUCCCCAGAGAAGAAGGAGUCCAGCCCCUGAACGUCCUGGUGGUCACCUGGGUGGACAUGGCUGCCCGGGGGACAUCAGGUCCCGGAGACGGACUGGACACUAAGAGAAACACGUUCCAGCUGGUUGUGGCCUCCAUGAAGUCCUCGUCCUUUGCCAUCGUCUUGUAUCCGGCCGGCGGCCUGCAGUUCCUCUCCACGCCUGUUGGGGGUGAGAAUCAGCUCCUGGAGGCCGGCUUCAACGAAGGCAUGGUGCAGGGCUGGUUCCAGAACGGCCAGGGGACGUACUACCAGACCACCUCAGACCAGGAGUUCUCCGUCAGGGAACUAACCGAAAAAACUAAUUCCGGACGCAAAGGAGUUUGGGUUUAUGAGAUUGGUCCUUCGCGGCUCUUUGUCUCCAUCAUACCAGGACUUGUCCCUGGACUUCCUGAGGACAAAGGUCCAACUGCACCUCCUGUGACACUGUUGCCAGGACAACCCGAUGAGCAACCGGAGGCGGACCUUUCCACUUACACAACCCAGACGAUGAUGUCCAGUGAAGCAGCAGAAGAGGAGGAGCUUCUCACUGAGAGCACCACCGGGUCUCAAACUGGUUCCACAGAGGCUGAAGGCAUCACACCAGGGUUCGUCCAACCAGAACAUGAAGAGCAGUUUCCAGAGUCCGAGACGGUCCCAUACAACAGUCCUGAGAGGGUUCCUCCAAGUUCCCCCGAGCAUCCGGAACCAGUCCAACCAGUGCCCCCCCACCCCCAGCCCCAGCACCCCCAGGUGGUUGUGGUGGACGAGGACCACGAUCUGGAUGUAAAUGUGUUUUCCUACAAUCUGGAAACUUGUGAGCACAACCGACACAAAUGCUCUAAUUUUGCGGAUUGUCGGGAUUACAGUCACGGGUUCUGCUGCCACUGCAGGCCCGGUUACUACGGCAACGGGAAGGACUGCGUCGCAGAAGGUAAACCUCAGAGAAUGAGCGGGAAGGUCAGCGGUCGCGUGCUCGUCGGGAACUCGCCGGUGGAGUUCAGGAACAACGACCUGCACUCGUACGUGGUGGCCAAUGAUGGGCGGGCCUACGUGGCCAUCAGCAGCAUCCCCCCCGACCUGGGGCCGUCCCUGCAGCCGCUGUCGUCCCUGGGCGGAGUCAUCGGCUGGGCCUUCGCCCUGGAGCAGCCGGGCUUCCACAACGGCUUCAGGCUGAUCGGUGGCGUGUUCUCCCGCCAGGCGGAGGUGAUCUUCCAGCCGGGGAACGAGCGUCUGAGCAUCACGCAGCAGUUCCAAGGUCUCGACGCUCACCAGCACCUGGUGGUGAGCACGCAGCUGGAGGGCCGCCUCCCCCCCGUCCCCCCGGGCGCCACUGUGCAGAUCCACCCGUACCAGGAGGUCUACCAGUACGACACCAACCUGAUCAGCUCCUCCUCCAACCGCGGCUACGCCAUCACCUCCCCCGACGGCAGCGUCCAGACCCGGAGCUACCAGUGGCGUCAGACCAUCACCUUCCAGAGCUGCCCUCACCACCAGGGGGCCGGGGCCCCCCCCCCCACCCAGCAGCUCAGCGUGGACCAGAUCUUCGUGAUGUUUGACGCCGACAACAAUCUGACGCGCUUCGCCACGAGCAACAAGAUCGGCUCCGUCCACGCCGGACCCCCGGAGGAGAAUCCGUGUUUCACCGGCCGACACGGCUGCGACAUCAACGCCGCGUGCCGAGCAGGCCACGCCCUCCGCUUCACCUGCGAAUGUGCCGCCGGCUUCACCGGAGACGGACGCUACUGCCACGAUGUUGACGAGUGCAGCGAGACGCCGUGGAUCUGUGGCUCCGCCUCCGUCUGCAGCAACCAGCCCGGAAGCUUCCGCUGUGAGUGCGUCACCGGGUUCGUGCUCGCCAGCGAUGGGACGACCUGCAUCGAGGAGAGCGUGGAUCCCUGUCAGACAGGAAGUCACGGCUGCGAUGUGUCGGGCCGCGCCUCCUGCAGCUACACCGGAGGCUCCUCCUACGCCUGCUCGUGUCUCCCGGGUUUCCAUGGCGACGGGCGCUCGUGUCACGACGAGGACGAGUGCCGGCUGGACCGUUGCCACGGCGACGCCUUGUGCUCCAACACGCCGGGCUCCUUCACCUGCCAGUGCCGGCCUGGUUUCCAUGGUGAUGGGUUCCAAUGCAGGCCCACAUCCUCAGAGCGAGAGAAGACGCAGUGCGAGCAUCAGAGAGAAAGCGCUCAGGCCUCCUCCUCCUCCUCCUCCUCCUCCGGCUUCUUCUCCUUCUUCCGCCCUCGCCCGGCCCUCGGUCAGUUCGUGCCCCAGUGCGACGAGCACGGAGCCUUCGAGGCGUCCCAGUGUCACGCCAGCAUCAGACAGUGUUGGUGUGUGGACGCCGCGGGUCAGGAGAUCCCCGACACCCGGACCGGGGCCAGCAGCGCUCCUCUGUGUAUUAACCACGCAGUGACUCCUCCCCCUCUGGGUCCCACGCCGCGGCCUGACGUGCAGCCCGUCGCUCCGGGGACACACCUCCUGUUCGCUCAGAGCGGGAGAAUCGAACUGCUUCCUCUGGACGGAUACAGCAUGAAGACAGAGGACGCCAAACCUCUGCUGCACGUCCCCGACCGGGUGGUGAUCGCCAUCGCCUACGACUGCGUGGACAAGAUGGUUUAUUGGACAGACAUCACGGGGCCUGCAAUCAGCCGGGCCAGUCUGAGCGGCGGAGACGUCACCCCAGUGGUCACCGCAGAGCUGCAGAGUCCUGAGGGCGUGGCCGUGGACCACGUGUCCCGCCUCCUCUUCUGGACGGACUCCAUGAGGGACACGGUGGAGGUGUCCCAGCUGGACGGCAGCCAGAGACGAGUCCUGUUCGAUUCCGACCUCGUUAACCCCCGAGCCAUCGUCACCAACCCGCCGUACGGGCGUCUCUACUGGGCCGACUGGGACAGAGACGGACCUAAGAUCGAGAUGUCCAACAUGGACGGGACGGAGCGCAGCGUCCUGGUGAAAGACGACCUGGGACUUCCCAACGGUUUGACCUUUGACCUGGACACCCAGCAGCUGUGUUGGGCCGACGCCGGGACUCAUAAGGUCGAGUGCAUGGAUCCUCAUCGACGAAUCAGGAGACAGAUCGUGGACAGGAUUCAGUUUCCAUUCUCUCUGGUGUCCUUAGGACGGAAGCUUUACUACACCGACUGGAGGAGGGAGGCCGUGGUCGCCGUGGAUCGUCUCUCGGAGACAGAGACGGACGAGUUCCUGCCACAGAGACGCUCGCGCCCGUACGGCAUCGCCACGGCAACCACACAGUGUCCACAAGUUUAUAAUUACUGCAUCAACAACGGCGGCUGCUCCCACCUGUGUCUGCCGCGGCUCGGCGGCUUCAGCUGCCGCUGCCCGGACGCCGCCUCCGACCGCUGUGAGGACAGGAAGUCGUGA
This is a messenger RNA of Limanda limanda (common dab), 3792 nucleotides long. RefSeq names its product nidogen-1-like. The coding region runs from base 1 to 3792 and encodes 1263 amino acids. Gene Ontology annotation, biological process: methylation; cell-matrix adhesion. Gene Ontology annotation, molecular function: methyltransferase activity; calcium ion binding; nucleic acid binding. NCBI's taxonomy places the organism in Eukaryota, Metazoa, Chordata, Actinopteri, Pleuronectiformes, Pleuronectidae. The record is from RefSeq and is a predicted model, not a curated record. The transcript has 20 exons.